GGGCGAGCGGGUUGUUGCGGGGUGUUGAGCGCGCAGCCCGGCCGGGGUCUCCUCAGCGGCGGUGUGCAUUGUUCGGAGCGGCGGAACCAUGAGGGGCGACCGAGGCAGAGGCCGUGGCGGACGCUUUGGUUCCAGGGGAGGCCCUGGCAGGGGGUUCCGGCCCUUUGUGCCGCACAUCCCCUUCGAUUUCUAUGUUUGCGAAAUGGCUUUUCCCCGCGUCAAACCCGCCGCCGACGAGUCCGCGUUCAGCGAAGCUUUGCUGAAGAGAAACCAGGAUCUCGCUCCGACCGCCGCCGAACAGGCUUCUAUUCUUUCUCUGGUGACCAAAAUCAACAACGUGAUCGACAACUUAAUUGUAGCGCCCGGAACAUUUGAAGUGCAAAUUGAGGAGGUUCGCCAGGUGGGCUCCUACAAGAAGGGCACCAUGACCACGGGGCACAACGUGGCCGAUCUGGUGGUGAUUCUGAAAAUCUUACCCACGUUGGAAGCCGUGGCAGCUUUGGGAAACAAAGUGGUGGAAAGCCUGAGAGCGCAGGACCCCAGCGAAGUCCUGACCAUGCUGACCAACGAGACCGGCUUUGAGAUCAGCUCGGCCGACGCCACCGUGAAGAUCCUCAUCACCACGGUGCCGCCCAACCUCCGCAAGCUGGACCCCGAACUCCACCUGGAUAUCAAAGUGCUGCAGAGCGCCCUGGCUGCCAUCAGACACGCCCGCUGGUUCGAGGAGAACGCGUCACAGUCCACGGUGAAGGUCUUAAUCCGGCUGCUGAAAGACCUGAGGAUUCGAUUCCCCGGCUUCGAGCCCCUCACGCCCUGGAUUCUGGACCUGCUGGGGCACUAUGCGGUGAUGAACAAUCCCACCAGGCAGCCCCUGGCUCUCAACAUCGCCUACAGGCGCUGCCUUCAGAUCCUGGCUGCCGGGCUCUUCCUCCCCGGAUCCGUCGGCAUCACCGAUCCCUGCGAGAGCGGAAACUUCCGAGUCCACACGGUGAUGACCCUGGAGCAGCAGGACAUGGUGUGUUACACGGCGCAGACGCUCGUCCGGAUUCUCUCGCACGGAGGCUACAGGAAAAUCCUCGGCCAGGAGGGCGACGCCAGCUAUUUGGCUUCCGAAAUGUCUACGUGGGAUGGAGUGAUAGUGACGCCUUCCGAGAAGGCGUAUGAGAAGCCUCCGGAGAAGAAAGAAGGAGAAGAGGAGGAGGAGAAUCAGGAAGAACCGGCCACGGGCGAGGAGGAGGAAAGCAUGGAGACGCAGGAGUGAGCUGACGCCGGUCGUGCUGCUGCCUGCAGCCGGCAGCGCGGGCAGGGGACGGAAGGCUUUGGGCUGCCCGCGCCCCCCUGCGAGCCCCCCCUUACCGGGAGUGCUGCCUGAAGGACACAAAGAACCGAGCCCGUCCCAGCGCGCGCAGCCCACGUCACCUGUCCCCUGUAUUUGUUUUUAUAAGUUGCCCAAUUACACCGUUCCAACCCCCA
Molecule: messenger RNA, 1473 nt
Organism: Columba livia (rock pigeon)
Lineage: Eukaryota; Metazoa; Chordata; Aves; Columbiformes; Columbidae
Gene: ILF2
Product: interleukin enhancer binding factor 2
Exons: 14
Coding region: 89-1261 (390 amino acids)
Biological process (GO): positive regulation of DNA-templated transcription
Cellular component (GO): catalytic step 2 spliceosome
Molecular function (GO): double-stranded RNA binding; DNA binding
Source: RefSeq, a predicted model, not a curated record